AUGAGAGAAUUAGGCGCGAAGAUGAGGGCGCUGGAAUUGCAGCGUCUCAUUGAAAACAAAGUGUCCGAGUGGCGCGAAAGGUCGGCGAGGGUCGCGGGCGCGAGUAUGGCCGACUCUUAUCAGCAGCCACACUUCAAACGACACACGAACAGGCGAAGGAACAACGCUGAAAUAAAUAGAAUUAUCGCAAAAUACUCCAAGAACAAUAAGAGGGCGGACGAACGAUUCGAAGUGGAGAGCUUACCGCCAGUACGUCCCGCGAGGUACAAAAACAAGUCGAACGUAUUGAAAGCAUCGAAAAGUGAAGAUAAUUUAACCAAUAUACGUGUCAUGGACUCUCGCCCGGACCCAGCGUCUAACGAGCGAAGAUUCGAUCUAUCUAAAUACAGCACCAAAAGUUGUGAGGAUAUAACCGCGUUUGUGGACUUCGGGCACACAAUGAAGAGCAAGAAUUUCGAGGAGAACAGCAUAUUAAACUCCAAGUCAGUCCCAGCAAGACAUACUCUUCAUAGUAUUGACGAAGACAUGUCAGAUAUAUCAGAGUUCAGUGAUAGUGGUGUGAGUGUGAGGUAUAAAACAAAGUUCGCAACAUCAACGCCUCUGUCGAAUAGAAAAACCUGUCCUGCCGACUCAAUGUCAGUGAUAGAAUUCCAAAAGUGCUCUAAUUUUCCAUCCGUGAGUGAAUUGAGAAAAGGUUCGUCUGAUCCGGAUAUAAUUAGCGAGAAAUCUAUAAAUUCAAGUUGUACUCUAGAUUCACGUAAACGUUGGAAGUUGCUUAAACCACAGUUUCGCAAAGGGACAUUUGAUUGUUUACUCCGCUGGCGUGGAAAGAAACCGAACACCAAUCAAAGUAGGUGA
Molecule: messenger RNA, 858 nt
Organism: Danaus chrysippus (African queen)
Lineage: Eukaryota; Metazoa; Arthropoda; Insecta; Lepidoptera; Nymphalidae
Source: the annotation of a GenBank genome assembly